AAUAAUAAUUACAGGCUCCGGAUGAUAUGUUGCGUCGCGGCUUUCUCAUCAUCACUGGUACUUUUAAAAACACCCGCUGACGUGCAGCUUGUAUCAGGAGGGGCAUUUAACUUUGAUCAUUAGUCACUUGUAUCAAACAUACCGGGACUAUAACAGGUCCGCAGCUGGAGCGCCUUUCACUCGGCUGCGAUAUCGGUUCGCACAGUAUCGACUAUGCUGGAGAUUUUCUAAAGUUAAAUCAAGACGAGUGAGGAUUCAAAUAGCGCUGUUUAGAUCUGACAUUUUCUCUGAUAAUAUGGGCGGAGUGUGCGUGUGCUUUUCAUGGACUUGCAGACUGGUGUGGCCACUUUUUAUUAUGCUGGCUACAGUGCCGUGUAUGAUGUACUGCUCAGAUGUUUCUGCAGCAGCUGUGGGAAAAAUGUAUCCACGCGGCAACCACUGGGCAGUAGGUCAUUUAAUGGGAAAGAAGAGCAUCGAGAGCCAGCCUGAACUGCAGGAGACAAACCACGACAGUGACUACCUCACGUCUUCAGAAACAGCUGGGGUCACUGAGCGUUUGAUUGAGGCUCUAAUGCAACAAAAGAGCCAGAAACAGACGGUGCCACAAACUGCAGACAGGCUGCUUCGGCUGUACGGCAGAUGGAGAGAGGAGGACAGAGACAAAUAUCUCAGAGAGAUGUCAGACCUGCUUCUUCUGGCUUUGAAACUGCAAGACAAUGACUCCACCUGAAUGAAUGCAAGAUGAAUUAAAAUACAAAGUCAUCAGUACCUACUAAACAUUAGCUCUGUAACUACAUAUUCAGACUGUAUAUAUUUUUUUCUGGUAAGAGUAUGCUGGAAACACAUGAGAAGUGUAUUUUAUCAAUGAUUUCUAAUACGCACAUCAAGCAGUAAUCUGAUUACAUGCUGACAUGAUGAGUUUAUCUUACAUGAGCUGAGAAUGCUGAAUAAAAGUAACAUUAUGAUAACUGCACUGUGGAUUUCUAAUCAUGCUUUGCACACCUCAAAUGGCCUUUUUGUCUUUACCAAACAUUCACUGUCUGUGUUUGACAAUGUAUAAUGCUCAUGAAGCUCACUCCCUCUGUACAGUAACAGGUUUGUACCACUAGAUGGCGCACAACAUCCAUGUUGAGAGCACCUGUAGUUACAUUUGUAGUAACUUACCAAUAAGGUGAAGCAUUAAGAGUUAACAUGAUCAUAAUUACAGAUGACAAAAGCAGUUUAUGGUCCAUUCAGUCAGCUGUGAUACUGUCUUUUUUGUCCUCAUUAGAACAAGCACAAACACACCCCAGUGUGUCUUUAGGACAGUUAGGAUAGAUGAUGACGGGGACUAUUAUUAGCCCUCAGGGGCUGCAGACAAUAGGAAAUGCUAAUUGAAACAAUUUAGUUACACACAUCCUUUUUUUAAGCCAAAGGAAAGUUUUUUCUUCUGUCCUCUUCGCUCAUUUGUCGCGGAUGAUUGGCGAACAAUAGAGGUAUGAGCCACUUUCACCCCGUCAUUAUGAGUCUAAUCCCAGGAGCGAAUGGGAUAAAGUUUACAGGAGUUAAUGAGGAGGAAAUAAGUGGGAGGAAGUCUGGGAGAUUAAGCUGCUUCUUUAUCACACCCUCCAUUCUUGUGUUUACAUGAAAUGAUUAAAUGGUAAAGUGGUGUGAAACUUGAUACCAUAAAGAGGUUAAAUGGAUUUAUUUGAUCCAAAGUUGCAUUUACAGUAUGAUGUGGGGCCCUUAGGGUAUUUUAGACAGCAUUUGCAAAUUAACUCCAGUAUGAAAUGAUAUAAUGAAAUAGCUCCCCUUCAAUACUUUGCAUUUAGUGUCAUGUUUUAUUGCUUAUUGUUCCCAACCUUAUAAACACAGUGGAGUCCACCACCAAGGGGAGCUGUAUCCAAUUUUUCCCAACUAGAGUGUACUGAGCUUCCCUGUACUUCCACUCUGCAGCAUGAUUAAUGACGCUUUCAAUAUUCUGACAUAAAUGUGAUAUUGGCAGAUCAACUGCGGGUCAUGGAUGCUAUUCUGUUACAUAUUACCUUUGCGUCGCUGUCACUCCUGAUGAACACUCUCAUUGUUUCCACUCAGUCAGACAUUUCUGACAAAUCUC
Epinephelus moara (kelp grouper) is the source of this 2095-nucleotide messenger RNA. It is a transcript of the gene grp, whose product is annotated as gastrin-releasing peptide. The record is from RefSeq and is a predicted model, not a curated record. Lineage: Eukaryota; Metazoa; Chordata; Actinopteri; Perciformes; Serranidae. The transcript is spliced from 3 exons. Gene Ontology annotation, biological process: neuropeptide signaling pathway. Gene Ontology annotation, molecular function: neuropeptide hormone activity. Bases 296 to 730 code for a protein of 144 amino acids.